Molecule: messenger RNA, 3292 nt
Organism: Paramisgurnus dabryanus
Lineage: Eukaryota; Metazoa; Chordata; Actinopteri; Cypriniformes; Cobitidae
Biological process (GO): cellular response to lipopolysaccharide; cell surface receptor signaling pathway; positive regulation of T cell proliferation
Cellular component (GO): external side of plasma membrane
Source: RefSeq, a predicted model, not a curated record
UCAAUUCAGAUGCUGAGUCACAUAUGAAAGCGUUUAGAGCAGAAUGGUCACCGUAACUUGGACAAAUAUUAUACACGUUAUAUAGCAUAAGGUUUUGGGUUGUAUUUUCAUUUGUAAAAAGGAAAAUAAAGAAGAAACAGACACUGGAGCUGACCCAUCCCAGAAGAUCACCUCAGAGAAGACUUACAGGGCACAAAAUCAUAUAAGAUGAAGAUUCUUCUGUGUUUCUUCAUGUCAGUACAUGUGAUCACUGCUAACUCAAAUGGAUUAACAUUAAAAGGUUGCUUUAGUCCUCUGGUUGUUCCUCUGGGAGGUUCAGUGGUUCUUCCCUGUUCUGUUGAUUCACUCUUACCACUGGAGGAUCUGGAGGUGGAUUGGAAAAGACUGGACACACAGACUCUCAUUCAUCUGUAUCAAGAUGAAGAUAUCAGACCAGAGGCUCAACAUCAGGAUUAUCAUGAUAGAGCUCAUUUCUUCACUGAAGACAUUAAACAUGGAAACUUCUCCCUCCUGUUGAACAAUCUGACAGCUGAAGAUGAGGGACAAUACACAUGUAAAGUUUACUCUGGACAAGAGUCUGGAGAAACUGUGGUGGAAAUUAAACAUGUUGAGCGUUUAAUAGUGUCAGGAUCAAGUCGCUCCUUUUCUGCAUCUGUGGGUGAUGAUGUCACUCUGAACUGCUCUGUGGACUCUCACAUCAAACCUGAAGAGAUUGAAGAGGUUUCUUGGAAGAAAACAAAUAAAGGCGAACCCAUCACAGUUCUUCUUUAUCAAUACAAUGAAACUUUACCAGACGCAUCAGAUGAGCGAUACAGAGACAGAGUUGAGUUCUUCACUGAUGAAAUCCACAGAGGAAACUUCUCUCUUAGACUGAAGAGAGUCACAACUGAAGAUAAAGGAGUUUACAUCUGUCAAGUGUUUACUGGAGAACUUUCAGCCAACACAACUGUAAAACUGGAGAUACUGGGUUUUUCUACUUUACAUGUAAUAGUGUUGAUUCUCUGUAUUACUGCAUAUGGAUCUGCAGUUAUAAUCUACUCUCUUAUCUACUGUAGAUCACACAAAGAAGACACAAUUCAUCGUCUUCAAAUGGUUCUGGUCUUCUGUCCAAAUCUCAUUAUGUUCUUUGCUUUUAUCUUCUGGGGUUUUUCUGAAGGAUCUGUGAAUGAGACGAUCUGCUGCUGUGCUCUUUAUUUUCUCAGACCUCUCAUGUUACUUUUUGUUGCCCCAUACUUCAAUGAGUUUACAGGAACAGCUGAAGCACUUGUGAAUUGGAGUUUUGAAAUAGACUAUAUUUCUCUCACCACUAUUGUUUAUUCAGUUUAUUUCAAAACUGCCUGGGAGAAAAGUUUGAAUUAUAGUGCUGCUGAUAGACAUAUGAUAUUUGUCCUCUUUGGAAUGGUGUUUCUGUUAUGCAUUAUCUGUAUCACUAUGGUGCUGUCUCAAAUCAUUAGGAAAUUAAGUGAUCCGAUAAUCGCUGUAUUGUAUGUUCUGGCUAAUGUUAUCUUUUAUCUGCAACCUUCAAUACAAUUCGUCCUUCUGUUCUACACGUUUGGAUCAGUCAGAGGAGGUUUCAUAAUUGUUGUAGUUUUACCUUUGAUUACAACAAUGACCAGAUACAAUUGGAAUGAUGUAUGUGGGAAACAGAUUGGCUGUUCACCUUUGUUAAGGAGAUUGGUGUGGUUCAUUUCAAUGUUAUUAGCGGAUGCAGUACUGAUCUCUUUCUAUAUCUUAGCACUGGAAAAUGAGAAAGAUCGUGAUGGAUGGGCCUUUGUGAUCGGAUUUCUACAAGUAUUAUGGACAAUUUGGAUUUGUAUAGUAUCAUUUCAGGAUUGGGGUUACCCCCGCGUCACUGCUGUAUAUGUAUUUGGAUCAGUUGGUGUUGUUUUACUCAACUCUGUUUCUCUGAUGAUUGAACUGAUACUGAAAACGGGUAAUGGCAAAGGUUUAUUUGGGGAUCUGAGAAUCGUUGCGUUUUCCUCUGAAAGUCUCUUUGCUGCAUCUGUGCUGAUGUUACCGCUGUUUUCACCCUGGAUCACAAAUAAUCUGCAGUGUUGUCAGAAUAUACUAAAGCCUAAACAACCUGCACCUCCUGGAUCAGUGCAGAAUCAGUGUUCACAGAAUGUAGGGGGGUCUGAUGAAACUCCAGCUACUGGAUCAAACCAGAACAUAGCAGAAUUUCCAAUGAAUACAAAAACAAGAGGAAGAGAUGAAAAUCAAUCUGAUUCAGUGAGAUCACAAUCAUAAAGAAGAACAGGGCCGGUUCUUCCCCGCUAUAGAAGGGUGGGCUGGCAGAUCUCCUGGGUGUGCAAUUAUAUAUGCAUAUAAUAAGAUUCAUGUAUUUGCACAAAAAUACAUUUAAAACAGUGUUUUUGCAUGGCAUAUUAAAAAGCUGAAAAAGUUUAUGAAUUAUUAUAUAACUGCUUCGUGCAUUAAUAAAAAAAGAUUAUUCAAACUGGGAAUAAUAUAAAGAAACCGACCAAACAACAGUGUUAAAUGUUCAAUUGCUCACUUCUGUAAUCUCUCAAAACCUCUUGUUAUACUAAUAAGUCUGACUUCACUGUACAAUGAAUCUCUUAUUUGCAUAUGCAUGCUGUUGUUUAUGAUAAAAUCACUGAAGGCACGGCACACUAAAUUAGAAAAGCAAAUUUGAAUGCCACUGAUUUGCCAUUAGAUUCAUCAGCUUAACAGGGACAACUGAUUGGUUGUAAUGCUCACUGCUGCAAGUACUGUAUAACGCAUAAGUAAUCUGAUGUAACAUGAACAGAUCUAAAUCUAAUGCUGUCAUGGAUACUUGUGUUCAUUCAUUUUCAAAUUUAAAAAUGACUCCUGUAAAGGGUAAUGUUUGCCCCCUUGUCUUGAAUUUAGGGAGCAUUUUUAUAAAUCUUGGAUGCAUUUUUCGGCCAAAGCGAACCAAUUGUCCAGCAUUAAAUGACUGCAAAAUGUACUCAAAUGUGACUUAUUUCCUAUUGACGUUGCAUUUAAAUUCAGUCAGUAAGAUUCUUCGAUUCAGACAGAAACUGCACCGUGAGUUGUGACUAUUGGGUGAAGAGUGACAUUUCUUUCAGCCAAUAAAGAUAAAAAAAAUUCUGGUGUUAUAUUUGAUUGGUUGGUACAGUCUACAGCCCCUCGUGAAACAUCUCAAGGUAGCCCACCUUAGUUGUUUAUAACUAAUGUUUACAUUUUAUGUCUUGGACUUUAUUCUGAUAGACGUUUUUGACGGCUUAGCCCACCCCUGCUCAUGCCUAUAGCCAGCCCUGAUGAAUAAUGAGAGAAGAUCAUUUUAGAUUAA